Molecule: messenger RNA, 2924 nt
Organism: Urocitellus parryii (Arctic ground squirrel)
Lineage: Eukaryota; Metazoa; Chordata; Mammalia; Rodentia; Sciuridae
Source: RefSeq, a predicted model, not a curated record
GCGGGCGCUGAAUGAGAGACGCCGACCGCCGAGGUCGGCUGGCGCUCUCCUCGGCGGCUGCGGCAGUGGCGAGGCGUGACGCCGGAGUCGCCUCUCCAUCCUCCGAGGCGACGGCCGCGGCUGCACAGACAUAAUGUAUUUGUGGCCUUGGACAUGAAGUAAUCAGUCCUCUGUUGCUGUAAACAUAGGGUGGGGACUGAUGAGGGAAGCAUGGACCUGAUGAACGGACAGGCAAGCAAUGUUAAUAUCGCAGCUACUGCUUCUGAGAAGAGUAGCAGCUCUGAAUCAUUAAGUGACAAAGGCUCUGAAUUGAAGAAAAGCUUUGAUGCUGUGGUAUUUGAUGUUCUUAAGGUUACACCAGAGGAAUAUGCGGGUCAGAUAACGCUAAUGGAUGUCCCAGUAUUUAAAGCUAUUCAACCAGAUGAGCUUUCAAGUUGUGGAUGGAAUAAGAAGGAAAAAUAUAGUUCUGCACCAAAUGCAGUUGCCUUCACAAGAAGAUUCAAUCACGUAAGCUUUUGGGUUGUAAGAGAGAUUCUUCAUGCUCAAACAUUAAAAAUUAGAGCAGAAGUUUUAAGCCACUAUAUUAAAACUGCUAAGAAACUAUAUGAGCUGAAUAACCUUCAUGCCCUCAUGGCAGUGGUUUCUGGCUUACAGAGUGCCCCAAUUUUCAGGUUGACGAAAACAUGGGCGUUAUUAAGUCGAAAAGACAAAACUACCUUUGAAAAAUUAGAAUAUGUAAUGAGUAAAGAAGAUAACUACAAAAGACUCAGAGACUAUAUAAGUAGUUUAAAGAUGACACCUUGCAUUCCCUAUUUAGGUAUCUAUUUGUCAGAUUUAACAUACAUUGAUUCGGCAUACCCAUCAACUGGCAGCAUUCUAGAAAAUGAGCAAAGAUCAAAUUUAAUGAAUAACAUCCUUCGAAUAAUUUCUGAUUUACAGCAGUCCUGUGAAUAUGAUAUUCCCAUGUUGCCUCAUGUUCAAAAAUACCUGAACUCUGUUCAAUAUAUAGAGGAACUACAAAAGUUUGUGGAAGAUGAUAAUUACAAGCUCUCAUUGAAGAUAGAACCAGGUACAAGCACACCACGUUCUGCUGCUUCCAGGGAAGACUUAGUAGGUCCUGAAGUAGGAGCAUCACCCCAGAGUGGAAGAAAAAGUGUAGCUGCUGAGGGAGCCUUGCUGCCACAGACACCCCCCUCCCCCCGGAAUCUGAUUCCACAUGGACACAGGAAGUGCCACAGCUUGGGUUAUAAUUUCAUCCAUAAAAUGAACACAGCAGAGUUUAAGAGUGCAACGUUCCCAAAUGCAGGGCCAAGACAUCUGUUAGAUGAUAGUGUCAUGGAGCCCCAUGCACCAUCUCGAGGCCAAGCUGAAAGUUCUACUCUUUCUAGUGGAAUAUCAAUAGGUAGUAGUGAUGGUUCUGAACUAAGUGAAGAGACCUCAUGGCCUGCUUUUGAAAGUUCUGCAGAGUCAGAAGAUUUGGCAGUACAUUUGUAUCCAGGAGCUGUUACUAUUCAAGGUGUUCUCAGGAGAAAAACUUUGUUAAAAGAAGGCAAAAAGCCAACAGUAGCAUCUUGGACAAAAUACUGGGCGGCCUUGUGUGGAACACAACUUUUUUACUAUGCUGCCAAAUCUCUGAAGGCUACAGAAAGAAAACAUUUCAAAUCAACAUCAAAUAAGACUGUCUCUGUGGUGGGAUGGAUGGUGAUGAUGGCUGAUGACCCAGAACAUCCAGACCUCUUCCUGCUGACAGACUCUGAGAAAGGGAAUUCAUACAAGUUUCAAGCUGGCAGUAGAAUGAAUGCAAUGCUGUGGUUUAAGCAUCUGAGUGCAGCCUGCCAAAGUAACAAACAACAGGUUCCUACAAACUUGAUGACUUUUGAGUAAAAGCCUGAAGAGGAAGAAGUGGAGCUCUGCUCCUGGGUAAGAGCUGGGGCCUGACGGAAAAUGCCAGCGGCAAACCAUCCUGUGCCAGGAAGAGCCCACAGGCUCCAUCCCAGCCUUUGGAAUGCUGAACCAAAAAGCACUCAUUUCAGGGAAUAAAGUGAGAUAUUCCCAGAGAACAAAUUGGAGUUGCAAAACAAACUGCCAUGAACCAUGCUUCUUAUCUCUGAACUGACCUGUGGAAACCACUGCCUUAAAAGAGUGAAAGGAAAACCAACAUGAAACACCAAAUAGUGUGUGUGAAUCUUCUGGCGGUGCUGUGCUUGGGAUAGAUCAUAGCUAAUUUCCAUUUCUUUUAACUUUGUACUAAUUUUGGAGGGGGGAAUCAUCUUUUUUUUAAGAUACACUUUGAAAAGGAACAUGUUUCUUGUGGAUGGUACCAGGAGCUGGUUUUGAAUGUGGUGAUACUCAGAUACUUCAAUUUCGCGGGAUUUUACCAGCAGCCCACCUGCAAGGUUUGUUCAGCCUCCAGUAGUCCAUAUCCUCACUGGUUUUCUCUCACAGCAAGAAUGUAGGAUUAGAAAUGUUGAUAAUGAAAGUUGUUGGGUUUGUUUGGGAUGGGGGAGGAAGGGCUGGUUUUGGUUGAGGGGAGAUCUUUUUAAACACUAAGCUUCUGAAUUGAGUACUGUAUGGGGAACAAUAUUUCCUGCAGGAGGCACAAAGCCCAAGUGUUCAUAUACCAGUUCUUUAAAAUAGGUUCUAGAAAACAUGGUUGUUUCUAACUGGGUUUCAUGUUCAACUUUCUGUAUGAAUUCAAUGUUGAAUGAUAGAUCUGCUUAGUAAAGAACUGUAAUCUCAGACUUUCCUGAGAAGGAUUUUACAAUGACUAAAUUUUUUUUCAAGCUAAUUGAAUUAUCCCUCUCCCAGUUUCAGGGAGUCAUCAAGGGUGAUAAUAUUGAUAUUUUGCCAGGAUAUUUUCUUUUACAGUGUUUAAUGUGCAUAAUGCCAGAGUUAUUUUUUUAUUGUUUGUUUUGUUUUUGUUC